GAAAAAAAAAAACAAAGGGGCAGCAAGCAUCCUAGUAUUGUUAUCUGCAAUGGCAGUUGCUCCUCUUCGUCUCCGCUAUCUCUUCCCAAACCACACAAACCUCAACUUCUCUCUUUUCAAACCCAAUGUGUUGUCACUCACAUCAUUUUCCCUCUCUCCUAUUUCUUCUUCUUCUUCUUCUCUUUCUCAAAAACAAUAUCUUCCUCUCCAUUCCUGCAGGUGCUCCUCCAUCGCCCCCGUCUCCACAACCACCUACGAGUUUUCCGAUGGUUCUGCAGAGGUGGAGUUAAGACUAAAAAUAGGAGGUUUGGAUAUUCGAAGCUCCAGAGACAUAUCAGUUGAUACACACGAUACUUCAUUAGCUAUCAGAGUGUUGCGGCAAGGAGCUCCCAUCACACUUAUAGAAACUAAUCCUCUUUUUGAUAGGAUUAAAUCCUCUGAAACAAUAUGGUAUAUAGAUGAUGACGAACUUGUCCUGAGCUGCAAGAAACAGGACCCGGAUUUGAAAUGGCCUGACAUCAUGGAGUCGUGGGAAUCACUUGCUGCAGGAUCUUCACAAUUCUUGCAAGGAACAUCAAUAUAUCUUGUUGGUGAUUCAACAGAAAUCAACCCAGGAGGACGGAUGAGCUGGUUGAUGGUCCUAACGCUGCGUAUAUGAGCUCUGCUGUUCUUGAUAGAUGGGAAGAUAGAUUGCACGACAUUUUCAACGGGCAUCCCUAUGAUAUGCUUGAUGCUGCUCUUACUGAUACCCUCUCCAAGUUUCCCUUGGAUAUCAAGGUACACACCACUUAGCACAAAAGAGUUAUUGGAAACAUAUACCAAGCAGACUGUGGAUUCAUGUGAGCGCCAUUUCUAUGCCUUGCUUCUUAUUCACAAAGCCUUCUAUUUUUUUUCUCAUGCUGCAGAUUCCUGACAAACAUAGUGACUUAAAGAAUUGUUCUCAGAGAUUCUAUUUUUUUCUCAGAGACUCUAUUUAUGAAUUGUUCUGAUAAUGAGUUGUAAAAUAAU
Molecule: messenger RNA, 1008 nt
Organism: Vigna umbellata (rice bean)
Lineage: Eukaryota; Viridiplantae; Streptophyta; Magnoliopsida; Fabales; Fabaceae
Source: RefSeq, a predicted model, not a curated record